This is a messenger RNA of Aspergillus ibericus CBS 121593, 984 nucleotides long. Its product is annotated as acetolactate synthase regulatory subunit. NCBI's taxonomy places the organism in Eukaryota, Fungi, Ascomycota, Eurotiomycetes, Eurotiales, Aspergillaceae. Gene Ontology annotation, molecular function: acetolactate synthase regulator activity. Gene Ontology annotation, biological process: branched-chain amino acid biosynthetic process. Gene Ontology annotation, cellular component: mitochondrial nucleoid; acetolactate synthase complex. Bases 1 to 984 code for a protein of 327 amino acids. The transcript is spliced from 2 exons. The record is from RefSeq and is a predicted model, not a curated record.
AUGGCUUUCCGGCGUCCUCUGAUGCUGUCCUCGACAGCAUCGGCGCCUUUCCUCUCCGUGACGAGCAGAACCUCGCGACUGGCCGCCUCUCUCCCCCGAUUCACCACCACGUCCCUCCGGGCCUCCUCCUCCAGCUCGACCUCAGCCCUGGCUUACAAGGCCCUGCAUCGCCGGUCGCCUCUCCCUCUGCCCGUCUCCGAUGCCUCGCCGCAAUGGGACGCCCCCACGGCCGUUUCGUCCAUUCUCUACGAAACUCCCACCACGCCCACCAACCCUCCCAAGCGCCAUAUCCUGAACUGUCUGGUGCAGAACGAGCCCGGUGUGCUGUCCCGCGUGUCGGGCAUUCUCGCCGCCCGUGGCUUCAACAUCGACAGUCUCGUCGUCUGUAACACCGAGGUGGAGGAUCUGUCUCGCAUGACCAUCGUCUUGCAGGGUCAGGACGGUGUCGUCGAGCAGGCCCGUCGUCAGCUCGACGAUCUGGUCCCCGUCUGGGCCGUCCUCGAUUACACCGACUCGGCUCUGGUCCAGCGCGAGCUGCUCCUCGCCAAGGUCAGCAUCCUGGGUCCCGAGUUCUUCGAGGAACUGCUCCAGCACCACCGCGAGAUCACCACCCCCGGCGAUCCCACCGAAGGCCAGAAGGACAAGGCCGAGGGUCAGGUCGCGAAGCCCGAAUUCCACCCUCGCAACCUGCCCCACAGUCAGGCCUUGAGACACAAACACGAGCAUCUCGAUGCUAUCACUCGUCUGACUCACCAGUUUGGCGGCAAGGUUCUCGACAUCAGCACCAACAACUGCAUCGUUGAAGUCUCCGCCAAGCCCUCCCGUAUCGACUCCUUCAUGAAGCUCAUCGGCCCCUUCGGUGUCCUGGAGUCCACCCGGACCGGUCUGAUGGCUCUUCCCCGUUCUCCUCUCUUCGAGCCCAGCGAGGAGAUCGAGAAGGACGCCUCCGACGUCGUCGACGCCAGCACCCUUCCCCCCGGUUAA